This is a messenger RNA of Cuscuta epithymum, 1552 nucleotides long. The record is from the annotation of a GenBank genome assembly. Lineage: Eukaryota; Viridiplantae; Streptophyta; Magnoliopsida; Solanales; Convolvulaceae.
AAAAAAGUAUAGUACUACUACUAGCAGUAUAAAAUGUAGUGCGUAUUGGGCAGCGCUGUGCAAUUCAACGGCGGCCUCCCUAAUGGAUUCUCCAUUCCUUUUAGCUGCUCUGUUUUUCCUGCCGUUCGCCGCCGUUGCGGCCAACUCCUACCCACAACAGCCCAGUCCAUUCUUCGAACGGAUCUACCAAUUUGGCGAUUCCAUCUCCGACACCGGUAACUUAUUGCGCCUUCCCGGCAGUAGGAUGUUCUACCCCGCCUACCGCCUCCCGUACGGAGAAACAUACUUCCACAAAGCCACCGGCCGGUUCUCAGACGGCCGCCUCAUCGUGGAUUUCAUCGCUGACCAUCUUCGACUCCCAUUCGUUGAGCCUUACUUGAACAAAAACGCGACAUUCGCUCACGGCGUCAAUUUCGCCGUGGGCGGAGCGACGGCUUGCGACGAGGAGUUCUUCACGAGGAUAAACGUCAACUCCGUAGCCCGACUCAAGCCGCCCAUCAGCAAGCAGUUGGAGUGGUUCGAGAAGUACCUGGACGCGACUUACGGAAGUGACAGAACAUCGAUUGAGCGUUCGAGAAGCUUCGAGAAAUCGCUCGUGAUUUUCGGGGAAUUCGGCGGGAAUGACUACGACACACUCUUACGUGAUGGAAAGUCCCCCGAGGAGGUUCAAAGUUACGUGCCGUACGUCGUUGAUGCGAUUAUUCGGGGAAUCACUCGGACGGUCGAGCUCGGAGCAAAGCGGAUCCUGGUACCCGGUCCAUUCCCGACCGGGUGCCUAGUGUUUCCGCUCGCUUCCAGCGCCACCGAUUCAGCUGCCGCGUACGACGAAUUAGGUUGCCUGAAAUCGUUUAACGGCAUCGGUUCCACACACGACCGUAUCCUUAGAGGCGCCCUUUCCUCGCUCCGUCGAGAACUAGCCGGGCAGGGCGUGGUGAUCGUUUACGCGGACUACGAAGGCGCGUUCCGGGAAAUUCUCCGAAACCCUUCAUUACAUGGAUUUGAUAAGGAGUGGCUUCUGAAAGCUUGUUGUGGAGCCCGAGGGGAGGAGGGUAACGCUAAUGAGUAUCAUUUCGACAUAGCAAGACCUUGCGGAACCCCAGGCACUGAGGUAUGCCUGAACCCUGGCCGCGCCCUGCAAUGGGACGGCGUUCAUCUCACCGAUGCAGCUUAUGGUCGCAUUGUUCAUCUCCUCUUAACUGAUCCAGCGGUCAAUCACUUGCUCUCCAAACCAGAUUUAUUGCUCCAAAAUCAUUCUCCAAUUUAAGCCCAUAUAUAAAUAGCGUAUUAUUCUAAAAGUUGGCCAGGUCUUUGUAGAGGGGCAACUAUGGAGCAAACUCUAGCGGUCUCCUAUCUUUUUCUUUCAACUUUUUCUUUGUUUUCGAUCAUGGAAAAAGAUUUUGAAUUCAUCAUGGGUGUUUCUUUUUUAGUGAUGUUUAGAAUUGGAGGGAGUAUUAGAUUAAUUAAUCAAUCACAUGUGAAAUUGAAUGAAUACCCUUUCACUUAAAUAAUUUUAUUUUUAUUGCCAUAUUUAAAUAACCAAAUUUAUUUGGCA